Arabidopsis arenosa is the source of this 1731-nucleotide messenger RNA. The record is from the annotation of a GenBank genome assembly. NCBI's taxonomy places the organism in Eukaryota, Viridiplantae, Streptophyta, Magnoliopsida, Brassicales, Brassicaceae.
CUAAGAAACUUGUUUGCUUCUCUUUAUUUUAGGUUUUCUUCUUUUAUUGCUUCCAAGAAACCGAUCCCCUAAAAUAUGAACGGAAGAGAAAAGAAAGUUAGAAAACUUCCAAUAAGAAGAGCAAACAACAAUGGAUCAAUGACCAAGCAUCAUGAUCAUGUUUCAGAGGAGAUUCUGAUUGAGAUACUAGCGAAGUUACCAUUGAGAAGCAUCAGGAGAUUCAAAUCGGUUUGCAAAACAUGGAAAUCGGUAACAGAAACAGAUUAUUUCCGGCGGCUCUUAGUGUCUCUGCACAAAAACUCGUCUUCCUCAUGGUCACUAGUGGUGGGGACCAAGGCAAGAGACCUCAUAAGCUUGCAUAGAUGCGAGACAUGGGAUCUUCCAAAGUCUCUAGCUUGUUAUAUUCAGAGUCAUAUAACAACAGGUCAUCUCGACUACGUGGCCUCUUCCAAUGGAUUGGUUUUCAUGGAUGGAUAUAAUACUUCCUUCGUGGGCAAUCCAGUAUUACAACAAUGGGUUCAAAUCCCUUCCCUUCAAUAUCCUUUUGUAACGCUUCCCUUUGGUCUUGUGACCCGCGUGGACGACGACGGCGUCGUUCUUGGCUUCAAAGUGGUUAGGAUCGCUGGAGAUAAACAAAAGAGACAAGAAUCAUUGACUAUGUUGUGUCUUUGUGUGUAUUCGUCUGAGACAGGCGUUUGGUCUAAAAAGCCACUUGAUUGCUCUCAUUACUUUACGAGCUGGGCGCUUAUAGCUCAUGAUUUCUAUGGUGAAGAAUCCGAUCUAUGUCGGGUUAUACCUCUCCCGGAUCAUGAUUUGGAUCACAACUGGUGCUUCAAAAGAGCCUUGACUACAUCCGGAGGAUCAGUCAUGUAUAUCAAAACACUAGCUCACAAUCUUUUGAAGGUUUGGAUGUUGACCAAAAAUGAUGAUUGGAAGCUUCUGUGGGAGAUACGCCUCCCGUUUAUAACUUGUGAUGAUGAUAUCCCCUAUUAUGCUCCCUUGGCAAUGAAUCCGUUUGAUGGCAAUAUUGUCUACUUAUGGAGCCAACAGAAGCGUUAUUUGGUAUCGUGUAACUUGCAGACGCACAACUUCAAAAUCUUGAGCGAAGAAGAAGUAUCUACAAGGCGUAUUGAUGAUGAUGGUCUUGAAAAAUGUGUCGUGAACCAGUCUACAUGUGAGCAGCUUAUGAAUGCGAGUUUUGAUCCAGACUCAUUGGACGAUUGUGUAUAUCCACUCACUCUUUUUCAUUUCGUUCUCCCACGGUGGAUGGAAUCGCUACCAUGUCCUCCCCAAGUUGAGAUGAUGGAUACAAGUUCGCUACUCUCUUACAUUCUUGUAAUGGAGGCGAAUAGACCAGAGUUUAAGGAUACCUUUGGAAUUCGUGAACGCUUGUUGCGUAGCCGUUUCUUCUCGACAAAACGGAGAGAAUAGUAGAGGCGAAUAGGGGUUUUUCGAUUCGAUCUUUUGUGUUUUUUUUUUAAUUUGUUUGUUCCGGAUUUUUUCCCAAUUUUUUUUUAUAAUUCUAUCGUAGUAUUUGAUGUUGAUUUCGAUGUUUUAAGUCUUGUUGAAACAUGUUACGUGGUAUGCCUCUCAAAAUCUUGAGAGUUCUUUCCUUUCAGACCUUUAUAAUUCAGGUUCUUCUAGACUGAAUUGGUUGUCAUUUUUUCAAAACAGAUGGUGUGUUUGGAGCAAGUAGGAGAUAAAUCCUAUCAAUAAACAGAUGGUUUUUAU